AUGACCCUUAGUGAUCCUUCAUUCAAAACCAAAAAUGAAGCUCAAGAUUUCCUCAAGCGCUUGUGUGAUCAACAACUUACUGUCCAUGUAUCAGAUGGUCGAAGAUAUAUUGGAAGCUUGUGGUGCACUGAUAAUGUUGGAAAUAUUGUAAUGGGUUCGUGUACAGAAUAUUCAGCACCUUCUGAUUCAACGUCGGAUAAUUUACUAAGAAAUCUAACCACUGUUGUUAUCCCUGGACAGCAUAUAACAAAAAUUGAAUGUGAUAGUAAUUUGCUAGCAAAUUAG
Molecule: messenger RNA, 285 nt
Organism: Schistosoma turkestanicum
Lineage: Eukaryota; Metazoa; Platyhelminthes; Trematoda; Strigeidida; Schistosomatidae
Source: the annotation of a GenBank genome assembly